AUGUUUGUAGUUGAACUUCUUCUGAGAGUGAAAGGUAUCAUGGUCAAUUCAAGCCAGAUUCCAUAUUUCCUACUGACUGCCUACCUGGACAUGGGCUAUCUGAAGUACUUAUAUUUUGUGAUUGUUUUGAUGCUGUACAUUGUGAUUGUGGUUGCAAAUGCUUUGCUCAUUGUAACUAUUUGUAUGAAUAGGAGCCUACAUGAGCCUAUGUAUGUGUUUCUGUGUAGCCUGUUGGUUAAUCAGCUGUACGGUAGCACUGGUAUAUUUCCAUUCCUCCUGCUGCAGAUCACCUCAGACACUCACACCAUAUAUAGAUCCAUGUGUUUCCUUCAGAUCUACUGCUUGUAUACGUAUGCAUCUGUGGAGGUUUGUAACCUGGCUGUGAUGUCCUAUGAUAGGUACCUUGCUAUCUGCUGUCCUCUGCAUUAUAAGGCUCGGCUGACCUCUAACAAGGUGGCUCUGUUGAUCGCUCUCGUAUGGCUGUACUCUUUUAUCAAGUUCCUAAUAACUCUUUGUCUGUCUCUCCGUCUAAAGCUCUGUGGGAAUGUCAUAGACCGGCUAUUUUGCUUCAACUACGAUGUUGUCUUACUGGCGUGUUCUGAUACCACACUAAAUAAUAUCUAUGGGCUUUAUGGAAUAUUUCUGAGUGUAUUAGUUCCUCUCAUCCCCAUCCUGUUCUCCUACAUCAAGAUCCUCAGGGUUUGUUUUAAUGGUUCUAAAGAGACCAGACAGAAAGCAGUCAGUACCUGCAGCCCCCACAUCGCCUCCCUGAUCAAUUUCUCUUUUGGGUGUUGUUUUGAAAUAUUUCAGAGUAGAUUCAAUACGACCAGUGUUCCCAGGAUAAUACGUAUUGUUUUAUCGCUGUACUUGGUAACCAUCCAAGGACUCUUUAACCCUAUUAUUUAUGGACUGAGGUUAUCUAAAAUAAGACAGAUCUGUAGUAAUCACUUUUGCUCUAAGAAGGACACCCGUGGGUUCCACAGAUGA
Molecule: messenger RNA, 987 nt
Organism: Gadus chalcogrammus (walleye pollock)
Lineage: Eukaryota; Metazoa; Chordata; Actinopteri; Gadiformes; Gadidae
Product: olfactory receptor 142-like
Exons: 3
Coding region: 1-987 (328 amino acids)
Biological process (GO): G protein-coupled receptor signaling pathway
Cellular component (GO): membrane
Molecular function (GO): G protein-coupled receptor activity; olfactory receptor activity
Source: RefSeq, a predicted model, not a curated record